Miscanthus lutarioriparius is the source of this 1059-nucleotide messenger RNA. Lineage: Eukaryota; Viridiplantae; Streptophyta; Magnoliopsida; Poales; Poaceae. The record is from the annotation of a GenBank genome assembly.
AUGGUGUCCACUCUCUGUUCACCUCCACCCUUGCUCUGGUUCGUUCUCUUCGUCAUCUUCUUCUUCGCGUCCGGCGAUGGCGGUCCGGCAGCGGCAUUGGAGCUGGACACGCAGGCUGCCUACCUCGCCAAGAUGAAGGAGCAGUUCCCGGGGCCGGGCAUGUCGAGGUGGUGGGACUUCACGUCGCCAGCGCCGGACUACUGCAGCUUCCACGGCGUCGCCUGCGACCGGUCCGGCAACGUCACGGGCAUCGACGUCACGUCGUGGCGCCUCGUCGGCAGGCUCCCCCCGGGCGUCUGCGCGGCGCUCCCCGCGCUCCGGGAGCUCCGGAUGGCGUACAACGACGUCCGCGGCGGGUUUCCUCUCGGCGUGCUCAACUGCACCUCCCUGGAGGUGCUGAACCUCAGCUUCUCCGGCGUGUCGGGCGCCGUGCCCCCCGACCUGUCCCCACUGCGCGCGCUGCGGGUGCUGGACCUGUCCAACAACCUCUUCACCGGCGCGUUCCCGACGUCCAUCGCCAACGUCACCAGCCUGGAGGUGGUGAACCUCAACCAGAACCCCGGCUUCGACGUGUGGCGGCCGGCCGAGUCGCUGUUCGUGCCGCUGCGGCGCAUCCGCGUGCUCAUCCUCUCCACCACCUCCAUGCGCGGCGGCAUCCCCGCGUCGUUCGGCAACAUGACGUCGCUCACCGACCUGGAGCUCAGCGGCAACUACCUCACCGGCACCAUCCCCGUGUCGCUGGCGCGCCUCCCGAGGCUGCAGUUCCUGGAGCUCUACUACAACGAGCUGGAGGGCGGCGUCCCCGCCGAGCUCGGCAACCUCACGCAGCUCACCGACAUCGACCUCUCCGAGAACCGCCUCACGGGGAGUAUCCCCGAGUCGCUGUGCGCGCUGCGCAACCUGCGCGUGCUCCAAAUCUACACCAACCGCCUCACGGGCCCCAUCCCGGCCGUGCUCGGCAACUCCACGCAGCUGCGCAUCCUCUCCGUGUACCGCAACCAGCUCACCGGCGAGAUCCCCGCCAACCUCGGCCGGUCCUCGGACCUCAACGUGAUCGAG